Molecule: messenger RNA, 702 nt
Organism: Scomber scombrus (Atlantic mackerel)
Lineage: Eukaryota; Metazoa; Chordata; Actinopteri; Scombriformes; Scombridae
Product: cytidylate kinase-like
Exons: 1
Coding region: 1-702 (233 amino acids)
Biological process (GO): nucleobase-containing compound metabolic process
Molecular function (GO): ATP binding
Source: RefSeq, a predicted model, not a curated record
AUGUCUAUUCAACAAGGGCCAUAUAAAAUCCCAUUGAAAAGGGGGUUCAAAAUAAUCUUCGAUGGGCAUUUCUGUGGAGGUAGAAAAUACCUCGGGUAUAUCUUGAAAGAGAUUUGUGAGCUCAAAUUCUUGGAUUAUGGGUUGAUGUACAAGGCCCUGGGGUAUAUCAAUACCUUCGAUUGUUGGACCAACGGCCCAGAUUCUGCUGAAAGAGCCACGGAAGAAUUUAUCGAGGGGAUAGACCACUCUAAACUCAAAACCUUAUACCCCGAAGAUAAGGCCGAGUGUAUUGCCACGGGGGAUUAUGGUUAUUUGAGGGAUCAGUUGGUUUUAAAUAGGGAUAAAUACUUUAACCAAGAUGCCCCAUUGAUACUCAGUGGAAGGCAUCUAGCGGCGGCAUAUCCCGAGGCGGACCUAAAGAUUUUUAUCACCGCCGACUUCAACACCAGGUUUCUCCGGUACAAAGCCAAAAUUGAUGAGGGAGGGUACCAACCUAGAUUUCAGAGAGAAAUUAGGAACGAUGACAAAAGGGUGAAAGAAAAUGAUUACACCCAUUAUUGGGAUAUCCCCGGGGAGUAUCUCCCUGGACACCCCAAUUACCAAGAAAACACUAUGAUUUUUGAUACCACUGGAAUGUCUGUGGGGGAACAGAUUGAAAAAUUACUCGAGAUUAUCGAAGGGUUUGGUGGGAUGGCGCGGUAG